Molecule: messenger RNA, 1678 nt
Organism: Hevea brasiliensis (rubber tree)
Lineage: Eukaryota; Viridiplantae; Streptophyta; Magnoliopsida; Malpighiales; Euphorbiaceae
Product: ammonium transporter 2 member 5
Exons: 3
Coding region: 147-1625 (492 amino acids)
Biological process (GO): ammonium transmembrane transport
Cellular component (GO): plasma membrane
Molecular function (GO): ammonium channel activity
Source: RefSeq, a predicted model, not a curated record
UAUUAAAAAAAAGGCUCUUAAAUGCCAAAAAUGACACCAAGGAGUGACAACUUAUCGUCAUAAUCGAUUGCAAACCAUUCUUCUCCUAGAUAUAAGCUCACCAAUAUCACAAAUGUGUGCACUUUCUCCUCCUUCAAAGUGAAAAAAUGAGCAAUAACUUGGUACCAGUACCAUCUCCAGCUCCAAACCCGUUGGAUCUUCCUUCUGGUCUAGCUUUUGAUGAUGCAACCCCUUCAUGGAUGAGCAAAGCAGACAAUGCAUGGCAACUAACAGCAGCAACACUUGUUGGUCUACAAAGCAUUCCAGGGCUUGUUAUUCUAUAUGGUGGAGGGGUGAAGAAGAAAUGGGCUGUGAACUCUGCUUUCAUGGCAUUCUAUGCCUUUGCUUGUGUGCUUUUAUGUUGGGUUUGUUGGGGCUACAGGAUGUCUUUUGGAGAAGAGCUUGUACCCUUUUGGGGAAAAGCCAAUGUUGCCCUUGAUCAAAAAUUCCUUCUUGACCAAGCAUUCCUUGGCAAGUUCCCCAGUGCAACCAUGGUGUUUUUUCAGUCUGUUUUUGCAGCUAUUACUUUGAUUUUGAUUGCUGGUGCCGUGCUUGGGCGGAUGAAUUUUUACGCCUGGAUGAUGUUUGUGCCGCUGUGGCUAACCUUUUCAUACACUCUUGUAGCGUUUAGCAUAUGGUGUCCUAAUGGUUUUCUCUUCAAAAAUGGGAUAAUAGAUUAUUCUGGUGGCUUUGUGAUUCAUUUGUCUGCUGGAGUUGCAGGUUUCACAGCGGCCUUUUGGGUGGGUCCUCGCCUAACCAAGGACAGGGAGAGAUUCCCUCCAAACAACAUCAUUCUUAUGUUAGCUGGGGCAGGACUACUCUGGAUGGGGUGGACAGGAUUUAAUGGAGGAGACCCUUAUGCAGCAAGCAUUGAUGCUUCCUUAGCAGUCUUGAACACCCACUUGUGUACCGCCACAAGCUUGCUUACUUGGCUUGCACUAGAUGUCUUAUAUUUUGGCAAAGCUUCGGUUAUUGGUGCUGUUCAAGGCAUGAUCACUGGUUUAGUCUGCAUCACUCCUGCAGCUGGGGUAGUGCAAGGAUGGGCAGCAAUAAUAAUGGGGCUAUGCUCAGGUUCAAUUCCUUGGUUCACUAUGAUGGUUGUGCACAAGAAGUCUGAGCUACUUCAAAAGGUUGAUGACACAAUGGCUGUUUUACACACGCAUGCAAUUGCAGGAAGCCUCGGUGGAAUCCUCACAGGUCUCUUCGCUGAGCCUCGACUAUGCUUUUUAUUCACAGGGUCAUAUGCCCAGUAUGUUGGAUUAUUUUAUGGUUUUCAAAUGCGAAAAGUCCAUACCGGGUUUCGACAAGUAGGAAUUCAGCUUCUGGGAAUUCUAUAUGUUAUUUGCAUCAAUGUUAUUGUCACAAGCAUCAUAUGUCUCUUAAUCCAACUGGUUGUGCCUCUGAGAAUGUCUGACGAGGAUAUGGCAAUUGGUGAUGAAGCUGCUCAUGGGGAAGAAGCUUAUGCUAUUUGGGGUGAUGGAGAUAGGCAGGAGAGCUCUUGGUUUCCCAAUUCAGGUAAUCCUGAAACUGAAUUGCCUGUUACUAAAAGGAAGGCAGCUGCUGGUGGCCAAGUUGAGAUGACAUAAGAUGUGUUGUAUUUUAACAAGACGAUAUUAAUGUUUGCCUGGACGUUAUUUUC